Messenger RNA from Aspergillus pseudonomiae, 1041 nucleotides. RefSeq lists its product as uncharacterized. The record is from RefSeq and is a predicted model, not a curated record. NCBI's taxonomy places the organism in Eukaryota, Fungi, Ascomycota, Eurotiomycetes, Eurotiales, Aspergillaceae. The transcript is spliced from 3 exons. The coding region runs from base 44 to 829 and encodes 261 amino acids.
GUCAUUCUCCACCAAAUCUCUUCGCUGAGACAGUACAUCAAUCAUGCCGACUCAAGUAGGAGAAAUGGUGCUUGAACGUCGCACACAUUACCGUCGCGCGCUCCGAACGAUCAUGCAGACAAUCUGCCGCCUAGAGACUGAAAACAUCGACCAGCAUGACGCAGAAAAGGCGGGUAUUCAGCAGCGCUCCAUGUCAUUAGAGUCAAGUUUCGACAAACCCUACUUCUUCAUUCCUUACGAGGAUGAAUACCACCCGACAGAGCGAGAGUAUUCAACAUAUGUCCCCGACGUGGAAGAUCGUUUGAAUUGCGAGGGUUUCCAUCUCUACAUGGACAGCUGUAUUAGCCAAGUAUAUCCAGAAGAUGACAAUAGGCCUUUUGGCGUUGGCUACAAAGCGUGGCCAGACCUCAACCUCGGUGAGCUAGCCGAAUAUUCCAAGUACUAUUGGACGGCAUCCUUCACUGGCUUUGCACUACCCACUCAUGAGCCUUUACCCCAUAUGAAAUGUCUCAUACACAGCGAAGCGACUGGAGACAAUCGAUUACUUCGAGGUGAACUCAUUGCCAUUGUAAAAAUCAUGACUGCUCGGUUGAACACAAAGUCCCUCCGCCCUCAUACAGUGGCCCCUGUCCUGCUGUACUCUAUAAUGGGCCCACAGCAAAUACGUGUACUGGAGGCUUAUUUCGACGGCAAGAAUCUUAUCAUUCGAAAGACCAAGCUGUACGAUAUGAAGCAGGAGGAUAUGGAAACGGUAGACCUACUUACCCGGUGGUGGCUAGGAUUUGCUGUCGGCGAGACGAAGUCAAUCAAAACAGCCCCUCUUCCUUAGCCACUUUAGUAUUAUGCAUUGGGUGGCGUUCCAGGCGGGUGUUGGGUACUUGGCCUAUAGGAUGGGAUUGCUUCUUUUCUUCUGGGUUUCUUUGGCGUAUUAUACAGGAUUUUUGGCGUACUGGUAUCAAUUUUUUAUUUGUCAAGUGGAUUCGGCACUUGGAGCCUCCGCUCAUUCUUGAGACAAUAGUGAAUAAUACUCUUACCAACAAA